Molecule: messenger RNA, 6746 nt
Organism: Myodes glareolus (Bank vole)
Lineage: Eukaryota; Metazoa; Chordata; Mammalia; Rodentia; Cricetidae
Gene: Nhsl1
Product: NHS like 1
Biological process (GO): cell differentiation
Source: RefSeq, a predicted model, not a curated record
CCCAGACGGGAAGGAGGGCAAGUGGGCGGUUUAUGAUUCUGCCCUGUGCCGAGACGACAGAGCCGAACCCUUUGAUUUCUCCCAAGUAACGUGUGGGUGAACUUUAAACUGGGGACCUGCUUGAUUCUGGAUCUUUUGCUGCCGGGUGGGGAGUUAGCGCCUCCACCAGAAGCUGGCUUUCUGCCUUCAAAAGGAAGGAUGCCCUGGAGAGGCGUAGCAUUACAUUUAGGGAUGCUAGCCAUACAGCCAAGUGUCGGGGUACCUUGGCUCUUCUUUGCAAAGUCGUGGCAAGUGUGUCUUAAAUGACCACAGUGUUUCAUUUUUAAAAGCUUGUACUUCUCUUUAUUUUUAUUUUUUUUUGCCUGUGGACCUCUCUCCAGAAAUUGGUGCUGCAGUGUGGCUAGAGUAAACCAUUUUUUAAAAAAUAUAUUUUUAAUCCUUCAUUUUCCUUUUUCUUUUAAUUGGGCACACAGAAGCACAAUGCCUGCCCGACUCUCAGCGUUGUCUGGGUAAGUGGGAAGGGGCAGGCUCCUCUCAAGGCCCUGGGCCAAUUCUAAAAAGCCGGCUUUUUGUUUGUUGGGCUGCCCUUUGUCUCUGGAGGAUUUUGAUGCGAAAGAAGAUGAAAAAGGAAGGCGCCUCAGGUUCCUUCAGACUCAAGGCAAACCCAGGCUCUCUCUCACGUGCUGUGAGUUGGAUAAAUUUCUCCUCCCUGUCCAGGCAGACAAAGAGGCUGUUUCACAGUGACGGAGAGCUGUCCGUUUGUGGGCAGCAGGUGGAAGCAGAUGACGAGAACUGGACAUACAGAACCAGAAAAGCGGUUUCCAACCUAGACGAGGAGAGCCGAUGGACUGUCCACUACACGGCACCAUGGCAUCAGCAGGAGAAUGUUUUCCUUCCCGCUACAAGACCCCCCUGUGUUGAGGACCUGCACCGCCAAGCCAAACUGAACCUCAAAUCAGUGCUGAGAGAAUGUGACAAGCUGAGGCGGGAUGGAUGCCGAAGUUCUCAGUACUAUUCUCAGGGACCCACCUUUGCAGCCAGCUCCAGCCCGUGCGAUGAUUAUCAAGAUGAGGAUGUGGAAACAGAGCGGAAGUGUUCUGUCUCUUCAUCUGAAGAAGAAAGAUUUAUCAGCAUCAGGCGACCUCGAACGCCAACCUCAGCUGACGUCUCCGACCUUCACACUCAGACAAACUGGACCAAGUCCCUGCCGCUGCCAACACCAGAAGAGAAGACGCGGCAGCAAGCCCAGGCAGUCCAGGCUGAUGUGGUUCCUAUUAACAUAACUGGGGAGAAUUUCGAUCGUCAGGCCAGCCUUCGGCGGUCUCUAAUUUACACAGACACUCUGGUAAGACGACCGAAGAAAGUCAAAAGGAGAAAGACUAUUUCAGGAAUCCCUGACAUCAUUCAGAAGGAGCUAGAUAACAGGCCUCUUUCUGCUUUAUCUCCAGCAUCAGUCACUGGUCAAGACGAUGAUGGUAGUGGUCAUUUGAAGUACACCCCAGACCACUACUCCACACUAGGCAGGCUUGAUAGCUAUCGGUCUACAGGGCAGUGCUCGGAAACCAGGGACUCCAGCUGUCAGACCGAAGAUGUGAAAGUCAUCCCACCAUCGAUGAGGAGGAUCAGGGCCCACAAAGGGCUAGGCAUUGCUGCCCAGAUGAGCCACCUCUCGGGCUCCUCUGGCAACAUGUCUGUGCUGAGCGACUCGGCGGGUAUUGUCUUCCCGUCUCGCCUCCAUAGUGAUGCUGAUUUCCACAGCCUCCCACGUUCUGGCGCGAGAGCGAGCUCCUAUUCACUGGAGGCAAGGAUGGGCGCCCUGGGAUCUGCUGACGAUAUGGAGGACACUUCUCCCUACCAGAGGGGUAGCUCACAGGGACAUGAAAACUUUGCACAUUUGGGAGGUGCCUCGCGGUCUGGAAUGCUUUCGCGGCCCAAAUCGCAGCAACUGACAUUCUUGGAGAGUGAAAACAUCGCAAGUCCAGCCUGUGUGGUCUCCCCUCACGCAGCCUACUCCACCAGCGUCAUCCCCAAUGCCACACUGCUGUCCUCUUCAGAGGUCAUUGUUAUUCACACUGCCCAGAGUGCCGGGCAGCUGGACAGUAGAAUGCCUGGCUCGUCCACAUACUCAAAGAUAAAACCCAGAGACCGCCCUGCACUCCGAUGUUCUGUGAAAGAUGGCCACCUGUCUCCCAGUCACCACUGGAGUGAGAGCCAUAUAAUUCAUUCUUCUGCCCCCAGUGCCACCACACUGUUAGCCCUCUGCGAUUCAGAGGGCUCUCUAAAUGCCCCAGCCAAUCGGGAGAAUGGGCCUCAAGCCAUACCGUAUCAUUGUAGAAACAGCCUGAACUUUCCUGCCCACCCCCCAGAUGUGGAUGGUAAGAGCGAGUCUAGUUAUUCAGGGGACAGGGGGCAUGGCGGCUCUGAGCCCUGGGACUAUAAAGCCUCCAGCAAUGGGCGGGCAUCCCCACUGAAGCCACACCUGGCCACACCUAGUUGUUCUACUCCCACGAGUAACAUGAGCAGCUGCAGUUUGGACCAAACAUCUGUCAAGGAGGAUGCCAGGUCCCUGUAUUCCGAGGACCACGAUGGUUACUAUAUGACCACCCCCAGUGAUGCUGGACACGAGACUGGGAACUUGUACAGUAUCGGUGACGGCUUUGGGAACCCCAGGCACAGCAUGGUCAAUGUUUUCGAUGGCAGGGCUCCAAGAAGCCAAGGGGAUCAGGCCCCUCCCCAGGAUAAAUCCCUUUCCAGAAACAUCUCUCUGAAGAAAGCAAAGAAACCCCCUCCGCCCCCAUCCCGGACGGACUCCCUGCGGAGGGUUCCUAAGAAGAACAGUCAGUCCAAUGGGCAGGUGCUCAAUGAGAGCCUCAUCGCCUCGCUCCAGCACUCGCUGCAGCAAAGCCUCGCUGGCAAGGGCAGCAGCUCCCCUUCCCAGAGCCCCAGCAGCGACUGCGAGGAAGCCUGGCUCCCUCGGUCCCGAAGCCAGAGCGUUGUCAGCGAGGGGAGCAGCAUGACGUCCACCACCGCUCCCAAUGUGUACGCCCUGUGCGGGGCAACGCCAUCGCAGAGCGACACAAGCAGCGUCAAGUCGGAGUACACAGACCCUUGGGGCUACUACAUUGACUACACAAACUUGCCGGAAGAUCCAGGGAACCCCUCAGGCGGCUGCUCAGCUAGCAGCGAGGUGCCAACUGGAAAUGGGCCCGUCGGUCACAUCCAAGAGGGCUCCAGAGUCCCAAUGCCCCAAGUGCCUGGUGGCUCGGUUAAACCAAAGAUCACCUCACCAGAGAAGUCACAGAGAGUCACCUCUCCAUCCAGUGGGUAUUCCAGCCAGUCGAAUACACCCACAGCACUCACCCCCGUGCCUGUGUUUUUAAAGUCAAUGUCACCAGCAAAUGGGAAGGGAAAGGCCAAGCCCAAGGUACCAGAAAGGAAGUCGUCUCUAAUCUCCUCCAUGUCCGUCUCUUCCUCAUCCACUUCUCUCUCCUCUAAUACUUCUACCGAAGGAAGUAGCACCAUGAAGAAACUGGAUUCAGCCCUAGCCUCACCCCUUGCUCCGCCUCCUCCUCUCCCCCCUCUGCCUUCUCCCUGUCUGGCAGACAAGUCCUCUUUUCUUCCACCACCUCCUCCCCUAGCAGAUUGCUCAGAGGGCUCUCCUCUGCCUCCCUCUCCGGUGUUCCCCCCUCCACCUCCAGAAGCCCUUGUUCCCUUCUGCUCCCCCACUGACAGGUGCCUUUCUCCUCCCCCCACAGCUGUUAGCCCCCUUCUUCCAAGAGCCUCGCCUCCUUUGCCAGCACCUCCUCCACCUUUCUUGCCCUCAUCGGAACCCCCUCCCGCCCCACCCCUGGACCCCAAAUUCAUGAAAGACAGCAAGCCUUUUUUCAAAAACUCUAGCCAGUCCGAAUUCCCCAGGGAGGCUCUCCGGCGGCCUGCCAACAAGGAGGAAGGCUGCCGACCCCCCAUGCCCCUGAUCACCACGGAAGCGUUGCAGAUGGUGCACUUGAGGCCAGUGAGAAAGAACUCAGGCGCCGAGGCAGCCCUGUUUUCUGAACCAUCAGCUCAGGAACAACGAACUCCGACUGCUCCACAGUAUCACUUAAAGCCAUCUGCUCUCCUCAAAUCCCGAAAUAGCAUAAAUGAAAUGGAGAGUGAAAGCCAGCCUGCUUCUGUGACGAGCUCGCUCCCGACGCCUGCCAAGAGCCAGAGUCAGGGUGACCAUGACAGUGCAACCGAGUGUGGGGGACUUCUGAGCCGCAGUGAUGGAGCUCCGUGUCCCGGGCCUAGCCUCCGGACCACUCUGCUCCCGGACUCUUCACCCAGCAGGAAGCCACCUCCCAUCUCCAAGAAGCCCAAACUGUUCCUGGUGGUACCACCUCCGCAGAGAGAUUUCACAGCGGAGCCCACAGAGAACGGGAGCGAAGCCUUCCCAGGCGUGCCCAGCCCUACCAGGGCAGACGGGGAGGCUGUGCAGAGCCAAGAGGAGAAAGCUAGUCCAGCAUCCCGAGCUGGUUCUCAUGCUACGGCCCCCACCCCCAGCAGUCCGGUUCUGGAAAGAGGAGCUGCAGGGUCCUUGUCCCCUGGCAGCGUGGAAAUCAAUGCCCCCAUGGUCCAGCCCAGUGCCUCACUGGGACCCACACAGGAAGAGUCAGCCAAGAGCAGCGUGGAUGAUGAGGGCAAUGCGGAGAGCUGCCUGUCUCAACAGGGCAGAGAAGCUGGGCUGCUGGAGCCCAACACAGCUGCUGCUUCCUCGGUCGCCGGGGACUUCUCUAAGGAAGAAGGGAGUGAUGGCGUGAUGACCCCCACUAAGCCCAGAACCACAGAGGACCUGUUUGCAGCCAUUCACAGAUCCAAAAGGAAAGUCCUUGGCCGGAAAGACUCAGAAGAUGAUCACACCCGAAAUCACUCUCCCUCCCCGCCAGUGACACCCACAGGCGCUGCCCCUAGCCUGGCCUCUCCGAAGCAAGUCGGCUCCAUCCAGAGAAGCAUGAAAAAGAGUGCCACCAGCAGCGACAACUUCAAAGCUCUGCUCCUAAAGAAGGGGAGUCGCUCGGACACCAGCGCCCGCAUGUCGGCUGCAGAGAUGCUCAAGUCCACCGACCCCCGAUUCCAGAGAUCCAGGUCGGAGCCUGCGCCAGACGUCCCAGACAGCCCGUCUAGCUGCUCCCCCAACAAGAACAGGAGGGCCCAGGAGGAGUGGGCCAAGAACGAAGGCCUGAUGCCUCGGAGUCUGUCCUUUUCAGGCCCUCGGUACAGCCGCAGCCGGACGCCACCCUCUGCGGCCAGCAGCAGGUACAGCAUGCGGAACCGCAUCCAGAGCAGCCCGAUGACCGUCAUCUCCGAGGGAGAGGGAGAACCUGCCGAGCCAGCAGACAACAAGCCACACAGGACCCUGGAUGCUGCCAGGGGAUGCUCUCUGGACAGACUGGAGGGGCAGAAGGUGGACCGGGACAGCCUGCUGUGUAGGGAGGAGUCCACCUCUGUGGAUGGAAUAGGAAGGGCAGAGGGCAAGGGUCUCUCAGAGCACUGUGGGGGUACCGAAGAGUUAGGGUCAGAACCUGCCUCUCUAGAGUGAGGUUGGAGGGAAGUGUAUCACUCUUGGAAGUCUAUGUGGCCUUUUCCUGGCUUGUGGGGACCCCACUCAGCAUUGGUGUUGGGGAGGUCUCGGCCUUGCGGGUCUUAGGACUCACUCGCCACGUGGCUUAAAAAGCAAGUAGAAGCUUCAACUUCUGAAAGUGCUUCCUGGGGAAGAUUUUUGUCAUUUGUUUUUCUCAAAAAUGCCGGGUGUGUGGAUAUGUGCAUUUGGAACAUUUCAUUCUAACACGUACACACACUAACAUUGUGUAUAGAAGUAAAAGAAAAAGUCAGAGCUAAGGUAGAACGUCAUGGAGACUUCUAGACCAUGAUGGUAACUGUUUUCAAAGCAUUAUGGGUAUGGAAAUGAGUAAGUUCACUAAGGAGAGAUUCGAAGCUGUUACUUCUAAGAGGCAGUGGGGCUGAUUCUUAACAUGGAACACAUGGAAGCCAGGGAGAGGCUGGGAAAUGGCUAAGCAACUCAUUGGUUCAGGUACUUUUCCGGGGGAGGGGCUUUGCUAUUGUUGCUGCCGCUGCCGCUGUGGCUGCUCCUUCCUCCUGCUCCUUCUUUUGUAAAAAUAACUCAAGAGGAAGUGUUGGGGCUGUGCCCUGUGCCUACUGCACACACUUCUAGCCUGAUGUCAGAAGCAUGGUGGAUGCUUUUCGUUUUGUUUUUUACAUGAAUUCCCUCGAGUUGCGGAAUGGGGUGAGAGAGCCAAGAAGAGCAGGGUCUCUGAGAGGAGAGGUAGGGUAGUGAGUGAUGCUGCUGGAUUUGGUUCCUGCUUAUUAAAUAAAAUAUUUUCAGGAUUAAUUCAGAAAACGUGCACUGUAGAGCUGUGGGUGGAACUUUUCCUUUACAGAGAGUUUUGUUUAAAAACCAGACUUUAAACUUCCGUGUGACAGCUUGUCACUUGAAAUGUCAAUAUUUGCUAACUUUUGGAUCUCCUUUUGGUUAUACCAAAGAAAAAUAAUACAGCUAUUUCCCCCCCCCCCUUGAACUGCUUGCAGCAUCAUGUCCUAACUUAGGUUUACCAAAAUCUAUUAUAUAUUAUCUCACUUUGAAGAAAAUGCUGACUCUUGUUAGUGAAAGAAACUGAUAAAAUUGGUAGGGCUUGGCUAUUAAUUAGCCCCGGGAAAUGAGUUUUUAGAUUAAAAAGAUUUUUUGCACCAUU